Molecule: messenger RNA, 693 nt
Organism: Chelmon rostratus (copperband butterflyfish)
Lineage: Eukaryota; Metazoa; Chordata; Actinopteri; Chaetodontiformes; Chaetodontidae
Gene: map1lc3c
Product: microtubule-associated protein 1 light chain 3 gamma
Exons: 4
Coding region: 191-577 (128 amino acids)
Biological process (GO): autophagosome assembly; cellular response to nitrogen starvation; autophagy of mitochondrion
Cellular component (GO): autophagosome membrane; autophagosome; cytosol
Molecular function (GO): ubiquitin protein ligase binding
Source: RefSeq, a predicted model, not a curated record
UCGGGUCGGACUCGGAGCUCCAUCCCACAUUGCGGCUCUAACUUGAUUAAAUCCGCAGAUGAUUCACGCUGUGACUGCGACCAUGUGCUAAUCAGCUGAUGCGCCACAGCCGCCUCUAUUUAACUGCUGCUCGGCUCAAACCUCCUGCUGAACGCGCUGUCCCUCCAUCACACGCCGGCUCACGCACAACAUGCCUCCGUUUGACAAAACCCAGCUGCACGACAAACCCUUCAAACAGCGGAAGAGCUUCGCAACCAGGAAACAAGAAGUGGCGGGGAUCAGGUCCAAGUUCCCCAACAAAAUCCCGGUGAUCAUCGAGCGGUACGAGAGGGAGAAAUAUCUUCCUCCGCUGGAUAAAACCAAGUUCCUGGUGCCGCAUGAACUCACGAUGACCCAGUUUGUCACCAUCAUCAGGAACCGCAUGGCCCUGCUGCCCACUCAGGCCUUCUACCUGCUCAUCAACAGCAGCGGGCUGGCCAGCAUGUCUCUCACCAUGGCUCAGGUGUACAAAGACCACCAGGACGAGGACGGCUUCCUCUACAUGACCUACACCUCGCAGGAGAUGUUCGGACACUGACACAGCCCGCUUCCCCCUUCAGAUUUUAUUCAGUGUUAAAGGCCGCCGGCCUCCAUAUCUGCUGUAAAUAGAAAAAUAUUUGUAUAUAUUGUAACAUUUGUCGGACAUGUUGAUUU